Messenger RNA from Drosophila willistoni, 1106 nucleotides. RefSeq lists its product as uncharacterized. The transcript has a single exon. NCBI's taxonomy places the organism in Eukaryota, Metazoa, Arthropoda, Insecta, Diptera, Drosophilidae. The record is from RefSeq and is a predicted model, not a curated record. The coding region runs from base 210 to 1106 and encodes 298 amino acids.
UAAAAUACUGUGGAUUUUUUCCUCUCCAAUAUUGCCGGGCUAAGCAACAGUGGCUAUAUAAAAGAGGAAAUGGCAGUAAAUAUUUGCCCACCAUAGUAUUUUUCCUAUUGUUUGCCUAUGCUCAAUGGCUAUACGAGCAGAAUGUGAUACAAAUCGAUACACUUGAAUCUCUGGGAGCUGACACACAACCAGAAUACGAGGAAAUAAGAAUGGCAAAAUUCAGUAUACAUAGACUUUUUUAUGGUGUGGUUCCGUUGUGGUCUCUUUGGAGGAACUGGGAACUCUGGCAUCUAAUCAAUCAGGCGCAAAAGGCGUAUAAACAUUUGAAAAAUCUACUGGGCAGAGAUUUCCGUUUGGAAUGCUCUUGGACAUUAUUUGUCAAUGGCUUACUCUUUAUCAUCUUCAUUAUUUUGGGUGUUUUCAAAACCAUUUGGCUCGGCUAUCCGACAACGAAGAGUGAACUACCUCAAUAUGGAAGUUAUAAACUUUGUAAUUACAUAUUGGAUAUAUCAUAUUGUAUAUUUUUUGUGAUAUUGGCUCUACAUUUGUAUUAUCAUAUUCUACAUGCUUGUCUCUGUGAAUCGUUGAAUGGCUUGAUAUUGAAAAACAAUCAGAAUUUAAUUAAGGGUCUAUUCCAGGCAUUGCCCUAUUUAAGAAGAAUGAACUAUAUCGCUGGGUUUUACUUUAACGCAUCGUAUAUAUGUUUACUUUUACUGAUCUGCAAUAGAUGCAUUCAUUUUCUAGAACUUUUGAAAAUCGAUGAUACUGAGUUGUUGUUGGAAAACCGAAAGAGUCUUGAGGACAUGGAACAAGAAGCAGAAUGGGCAGGACAAGAUUGGCAAAUGGUGGAAUCGGGGAACCCCUUAACGGAAGCGGCCAUAACACUAGCUUGGCUGCUGGGCAUAUGGAUAUUAGUUUUAUCGGCUGCAGGACUCCAACAAAUAGCCCAUCAUAAAUUCGCAGAGAAAUUGUCCGAUUUGGAUUUUCCAUUUAACGCAGAGGAAUUGAUAGUUGGAUCAACAUCCGAACUAAAUAUCGAAAUUUGGAGAGCUAAAAACGAUAUUUUGGAUUUAAAGGUAGGUAUAAACUCACAAACCAAACUAUAG